AAAUUUCUGACAUUAUUAUUACUGAUCCAUAAAAAAAAUAUCUGUAAAAAGGGGGUGUGAAAUUCUUUUAUGGUAAAAAAUUCAUUUAUUUCAAUUAUUUUGCAAGAACAAGAAGAAAACAAAGAAAACAGUGGAUCUGUUGAAUUUCAAGUAGUAAGUUUCACCAACAAGAUACGAAGACUUACUUCACAUUUGGAAUUGCACAAAAAAGAUUAUUUAUCUCAGAGAGGUCUGCGGAAAAUUCUGGGAAAACGUCAACGGCUACUGGCUUAUUUGUCAAAAAAAAAUAGAGCACGUUAUAAAGAAUUAAUAGGGCAGUUGAAUAUUCGAGAGAGAAAAACUCGUUAAUUUGAAGAGUUAGUUUGAGUUUGAUGAACUUCUUUUCGCUUUCAGCAAUUCAUGGAAGAAUGAAUCAGGAAAAACCUAUGACUGUACCAGCUACAAGAAAAGACCUCAUGAUAGUCAAUAUGGGACCUCACCACCCAUCAAUGCAUGGUGUUCUUCGACUCAUUGUUACUCUAGAUGGUGAAGAUGUUAUUGACUGUGAACCCAUAUUGGGUUAUUUACACAGAGGUAUGGAAAAAAUUGCAGAAAAUCGAACAAUUAUACAAUAUUUGCCUUAUGUAACACGUUGGGAUUAUUUAGCUACUAUGUUCACAGAAGCAAUAACUGUAAAUGCGCCAGAGCAAUUGGGCAAUAUUCAAGUCCCUAAAAGGGCUAGUUAUAUCAGAGUCAUUAUGUUGGAGUUAAGUCGUAUAGCUUCCCAUUUGUUAUGGCUUGGCCCUUUUAUGGCAGAUAUUGGGGCACAGACCCCCUUCUUCUAUAUUUUUCGAGAAAGAGAAUUGAUUUAUGACCUAUUCGAAGCUGCCACCGGUAUGCGAAUGAUGCACAAUUUUUUUCGUAUUGGUGGAGUCGCUGCUGAUUUACCCCAUGGCUGGAUAGAAAAAUGUUUGGAUUUUUGCGAUUAUUUUUUAACAGGGAUUGCUGAAUAUCAAAAGCUUAUUACACGGAAUCCCAUUUUUUUAGAACGAGUUGAAGGAGUAGGCAUUAUUGGUGGAGAGGAAGCAAUAAAUUGGGGUUUGUCGGGACCAAUGCUACGAGCUUCCGGAAUACAAUGGGAUCUUCGUAAAGUUGAUCAUUACGAGUGUUACGAUGAGUUUGAUUGGGAAGUCCAAUGGCAAAAAGAGGGCGAUUCAUUAGCUCGUUAUUUAGUACGAAUUAGUGAAAUGACGGAAUCCAUAAAAAUUAUUCAACAGGCCCUUGAAGGAAUUCCGGGAGGGCCCUAUGAAAAUUUAGAAAUCCGCCGCUUUGAUAGAGUAAAAGAUACUGUAUGGAAUGAGUUUGACUAUCGAUUCAUUAGUAAAAAACCCUCUCCGACUUUUGAAUUGUCGAAGCAAGAACUUUAUGCGAGAGUCGAAGCACCAAAAGGAGAAUUGGGAAUUUUUCUGAUAGGAGAUAAGGGUGUUUUCCCUUGGCGAUAUAAAAUUCGCCCGCCGGGGUUUAUUAAUUUGCAAAUUCUUCCUCAGUUAGUUAAAAGAAUGAAAUUGGCUGAUAUUAUGACGAUACUAGAAUUACAAGCUAUCAAUUCUUUUUCUAGAUUGGAAUCCUUAAAAGAAGUCUAUGGGAUCAUAUGGAUGCUUAUCCCUAUUUUUACUCUUGUAUUAGGAAUCACAAUAGGUGUACUAGUUAUUGUUUGGUUAGAAAGAGAAAUAUCCGCGGGUAUACAACAACGUAUUGGUCCUGAAUACGCAGGACCUUUAGGAAUUCUUCAAGCUCUAGCAGAUGGUACAAAAUUACUUUUCAAAGAAAACCUUCUUCCAUCUAGAGGAGAUAUUCGUUUAUUUAGUAUUGGACCAUCUAUUGCAGUCAUAGCAAUUUUAUUAAGUUAUUUAGUAAUUCCUUUUGGGUAUCGUCUUGUUCUAGCCGAUCUCAGUAUCGGUGUUUUUUUAUGGAUUGCUAUUUCAAGUAUUGCCCCUGUCGGCCUUCUUAUGUCAGGAUAUAGCUCCAAUAAUAAAUAUUCUUUUUUAGGUGGUCUACGAGCUGCUGCUCAAUCAAUUAGUUAUGAAAUACCAUUAACUCUAUGUGUGUUAUCAAUAUCUCUACUAUCUAACAGUUCAAGUACAGUUGAUAUAGUUGAAGCGCAGUCAAAAUAUGGUUUUUGGGGAUGGAAUUUGUGGCGUCAACCUAUAGGAUUUCUAGUUUUUCUAAUUUCUUCCCUAGCCGAGUGUGAACGAUUACCCUUUGAUUUACCAGAAGCAGAAGAAGAAUUAGUAGCAGGUUAUCAAACCGAAUAUUCCGGUAUCAAAUUUGGUUUAUUUUACGUUGCUUCAUAUUUAAAUCUAUUAGUUUCUUCAUUAUUUGUAACAGUUCUUUACUUGGGGGGUUGGAAUCUUUCUAUUCCGUACAUAUUUUUUCCUGAGCUUUUUGAAAUUGCUAAAGGAGGUAGAGUUUUUGCGGCAAUAAUAGGUAUCUUUAUUACAUUAGCUAAAACUUAUUUGUUCUUGUUCAUUCCUAUCGCAACAAGAUGGACUUUACCAAGGCUGAGAAUGGACCAAUUAUUAAAUCUUGGAUGGAAAUUUCUUUUACCUAUUUCUCUAGAGAAAGAAACAAGUAUCCUAUUUUUUAUAGAUAUUCACGAUAUGUUCCCUAUGGUAACUGAGUUCAUGAAUUAUGGCCAACAAACGGUACGAGCCGCAAGGUAUAUUGGUCAAGGUUUCAUGAUUACCUUAUCACACGCGAAUCGUUUACCUGUAACUAUUCAAUACCCCUACGAAAAAUUGAUCACGUCCGAGCGUUUCCGUGGCCGAAUCCACUUUGAAUUUGAUAAAUGCAUUGCUUGUGAAGUAUGUGUUCGCGUAUGUCCUAUCGAUCUACCUGUUGUUGAUUGGAAAUUGGAAACUGAUAUUAGAAAGAAACGAUUGCUUAAUUACAGUAUUGAUUUCGGAAUAUGUAUAUUUUGUGGUAAUUGCGUUGAGUAUUGUCCAACAAAUUGUUUAUCAAUGACUGAAGAAUAUGAACUUUCUACUUAUGAUCGUCACGAAUUGAAUUAUAAUCAAAUUGCUUUGGGUCGGUUACCAAUGUCAGUAAUUGACGAUUACACAAUUCGAACAAUUUUAAAUUUGCCUGAAAUAAAAACUUAAGAACUUGUUUUGAUCUAGUUUAAU
Erigeron canadensis is the source of this 3164-nucleotide messenger RNA. RefSeq lists its product as uncharacterized. The transcript is spliced from 4 exons. Bases 372 to 3140 code for a protein of 922 amino acids. Gene Ontology annotation, cellular component: membrane. Gene Ontology annotation, molecular function: 4 iron, 4 sulfur cluster binding; NAD binding; NADH dehydrogenase (ubiquinone) activity. Gene Ontology annotation, biological process: aerobic respiration. The record is from RefSeq and is a predicted model, not a curated record. Lineage: Eukaryota; Viridiplantae; Streptophyta; Magnoliopsida; Asterales; Asteraceae.